Messenger RNA from Toxorhynchites rutilus septentrionalis, 529 nucleotides. Its product is annotated as zinc finger HIT domain-containing protein 1. Gene Ontology annotation, molecular function: nucleosome binding. The transcript has a single exon. Gene Ontology annotation, biological process: chromatin remodeling. NCBI's taxonomy places the organism in Eukaryota, Metazoa, Arthropoda, Insecta, Diptera, Culicidae. The record is from RefSeq and is a predicted model, not a curated record. The coding region runs from base 1 to 474 and encodes 157 amino acids. Gene Ontology annotation, cellular component: Swr1 complex.
AUGACAUCGCGAGAGUCAGGGAGAAUUCGCGAUGCGGACAAAAAGCGAGUCCUUGACCAGGUAUCACGCAAGCGUAGAGCUCGUAAAGCACUAGAAGCCCUCGAACAAGACAAUUAUCAUGAAGAUCCUCACGCUGAUUUGGUCAUGUCUAAGAAGGUGCCCAAAUUUCAAGAUAAUCUGGACAGUUCGGGCGGCACAAAACGCAAGACUAAACGAACCAAGGGAGCUGAAUAUUACAGGGCGAAGUAUAGGAAGACAUUUCCCCAGCUACUGGAAGAGGACAGAACACAGCGACCAGAUGCGCCGAACUAUUUUACGGCAGCUGCACCACCAUCCAAGGUGCCAGAGAGGCAUUUUUGUGCGGUUUGUGGAUUCCCAUCGAGUUACACGUGUACCGCGUGUGGGACUCGAUACUGUUGCGUGCGCUGUCUUGGAACUCAUCAGGAUACACGGUGCCUCAAAUGGACAGCUUAGGAUGCGAUUGUUAAUGUACAUUACAUAGGAAUAUACAUACUUUAAAAAUUUCAAA